GUCAGCAGGUGUGCAACAGGUUUGUCUGUGAUCUUGACUGUUCUUCCUGAACCGGUCUCAGCAGUCUCACCUGUCUCUCCUCCCCUGGUAGUCAGCGGGCUGAGGGAGCAGAACCAUUAACAAUGGAGUCCAGAGCGAAUGAACAAGAGCAUGAUAUGUCCAGGUCUUUCCUGGACGGCGACAACCCAGAAAACAUCAAAACCCCCAACACGACUGCUGAUACAUCUGGAAAUACUCCAGCAACCACUGCCCUCCCUCAACUAUGUGACCAUCAAAUUGAAGAUGAGAAAAUGUCCAACGAUGUCGUCACGUCGGUGUCGGAGGCCGGCUCAGCAGCUGAGGGUGAAGUGGAGGAAUCCAGAGAGGAACCCCCGGCUGCAGAAGAAGAGAGGGAGGAGGGAGACAAGCAGGCAGAGUCUGAAGAGCCUGAGGAGCCAAAACCCUCAACAUCAGGCAGAGGCCGACCGGAUCCUCCGAACAGUCUGGCUUUGUCAGGACGGAAACCAGUGAAGAAGAAAAUCCUGGUGGCUCCAGCUCUCAGCCUGUCAUUAGGUGGCAGCGGCUCAAUGGUCUCUGACGACUUUCCCUCAGCGGUCAUCUCCCCUUCACUUGAAGAUGACGAUGAGGCCAGACUUGAUAUUGACCUGGAUGCCCUGGAGACGCCCUCCGACAGCGAGUCCCUGCACCUCCCCGGCUACGACCUGGAUCUGGAAGAUAACCUGCAGCGUCUCGCCGUCGGGACCCGAGGAGCGUUUGGCUCCAGGUCCAGGUCGGGCUCUCGGGCUGCUUCUCUACCAGGGGAGGAUGUGGUGGACGGCAGGGGCACCAGGUGGCGCUCUUUCUCCAUGGGUGACCCCUCACAGCCCAGCCGUGUCAACAUGAGUGUCCUGGAGCCGUUUCUCAGGGUGCUGUCUCAUGGAGGUUACUACGGAGAUGGUAUGAAUGACAUCAUCGUGUUUUCCUCCUGUUACCUGCCAGAAAACAGUCUGGAGAAUUACCAGUAUGUGAUGGAUAACUUGUUCAGGUUUGUGGUUGGGACUCUGGAGCUGAUGGUGACGGAGAACUACGUGAUAGUGUAUCUUUGUGCUGGAGGUCAGAAGGACAAACUACCAGGAGUCAGCUGGCUGAAGGAGUGUUACACCACCAUCGACCGGAGGUUGAGGAAGAACCUGAAGGGUUUCUACGUGGUUCACCCUAUGUGGUACAUCAAAGCUGUCAUCACCAUCAUCAAACCUUUCAUCAGCUCUAAAUUUAGCAGGAAACUCCAGUUUGUAGACAGUCUUCUGGAACUUUCCAGCUUCGUACCCACUGAACAUGUCCAAAUCCCAGACUGCGUCAGACAGUACGACCAGAACUUGUCCAGGUGAAGCUCCGGGGAUGUUCAGGUGCUUCUCACGCACCAGCACCUUCUUCUUCAAACACCUUUACUCAGUGUUUUUAAAGACCAAUCCCAACAGUAUCAGCCUGGAAAUCUCUCCCCAGAGAUUGCCAACAAGAGCUAACAGUCAUUACAAGUUGUAACCUUAUUGACGAGUUCACUUGUAAACAGUGUUAAAGGUGACUUUUAGUUUAAACAUGAGAGAUUAACCUUCUCUUAGAUGAAUAAAAAAGAGAUGGAAUGAUGUAAUCUAUCAGGAAAGAUGAGCUUCCUGAUUACAAUAUUAUUUAAUUAAUACAUAUAAUUUUAUAACUUACAUUUUGUCAAACUUUAUUUUUAUUUUUUUUAAACAUUUUUCAUUUAACAUUUUGUCAAACUUUUAAAUAAUUCUAAUAAUCAAUUGUCAUGAACUAAGCCACUGACUAACUCUAAAGACUUAAAUAACUGCCAUGGAGAUGCUGUUCAUUUCAAACUCUGCAAAAUACUAUUUUUUAAAUAUAUGUGCAUAAACAAUAUGCUUACUUUAUAAUCUUGUCCAGCCAAGUUAUGAUCUCGUUCUCACAGAUCAUAAACCUGUUGGUGCAAGAUAGAAUCCUUUAAUAAUGACACAUUUUGACUUCUACCAUUCAGCUAUGAAUUGAACGCAUAUCAUUUUUUAAAUUACGGUAUUAUCAAGUGUCAAGGAGAUUUCAGUCUUGUCUGACAAUAUCAAUAAACGUUUUUUACAAACUGAUAAAAGGUAUUUAAGGCUUAUUGUCUCUGCACUCAGUAUUUUUCAAAGCAGAAUGCUCUUGCUAUUCCAUCAAACCACAACGGUUCAGUGCACUGAUGUCAAGUUGCACUGACUCUGCUAUACUGGUCUUUUUUAUUGAGUUAUUCAUUCUCAGUUUGUUCAGUUCUUCCUUCAGUU
This is a messenger RNA of Cololabis saira (Pacific saury), 2288 nucleotides long. RefSeq names its product bcl-2/adenovirus E1B 19 kDa-interacting protein 2-like protein. Gene Ontology annotation, biological process: apoptotic process. The transcript has 14 exons. The record is from RefSeq and is a predicted model, not a curated record. NCBI's taxonomy places the organism in Eukaryota, Metazoa, Chordata, Actinopteri, Beloniformes, Belonidae. Gene Ontology annotation, cellular component: cytoplasm. The coding region runs from base 123 to 1367 and encodes 414 amino acids.